UUUUAAACUGCCAGGCACUCAGCUUCCAGUAUGCUCGGGGCUGUGAAAAUGGAAGGACACGAAGCCACAGACUGGAGCAGCUACUACGGGGAACCCGAGGCUUACUCCUCGGUGGGUAACAUGAACGCCGGGCUGAGCAUGAACCCCAUGAACACGUACAUGAGCAUGUCUGCUAUGAGCACCUCGGCCAACAUGACCGCCGGCUCCAUGAACAUGUCCUAUGUGAAUACUGGGAUGAGCCCAUCGCUCACCGGCAUGUCUCCUGGCACCGGGGCAAUGACUGGAAUGGGCACCGGGGUAGCCAGUAUGGCAAGUCACCUCAGCCCCAGUAUGAGCCCGAUGAGUGCCCAGGCUACUUCUAUGAAUGCCCUGGCACCCUAUACCAACAUGAACUCAAUGAGCCCAAUCUAUGGACAGUCCAACAUCAACAGAUCCAGGGACCCCAAGACUUACAGGCGCAGUUAUACGCAUGCGAAGCCCCCCUACUCGUACAUCUCGCUCAUCACCAUGGCGAUCCAGCAGUCCCCCAACAAGAUGCUCACUCUCAGCGAGAUUUAUCAGUGGAUCAUGGACCUGUUUCCUUUCUACAGGCAGAACCAGCAGCGCUGGCAGAACUCUAUCCGCCAUUCUCUUUCCUUCAAUGACUGUUUUCUCAAGGUGCCCAGGUCCCCUGACAAGCCCGGAAAGGGCUCCUUCUGGACCCUACACCCCGAUUCGGGCAACAUGUUUGAGAAUGGCUGUUACCUGAGGCGACAGAAACGCUUCAAGUGCGAGAAAAAGCCCAGCCUUAGAGAAGGGGGAGGCAAGAAACUCUCAGAAGGGUCAUCGAGUGUGGGCUCUGCAGCCAACAGCAGCUCUGAGAGCUCAGUGGGCAAUGAGUCCCCGCACUCCAGCUCGUCCCCCUGCCAGGAGCAGAAGAGGUCUCUAGUAGAUAUGAAGUCCAGCCAAGGCUUAAGCCCAGACCAUGCAGCCUCCCCAGCCUCCCAAGCCCAGCACUUGCUUUCCCAGCACCACUCUGUCUUGUCCCAUGAAGCCCAGUCCCACCUCAAACCAGAACACCAUUAUUCUUUCAACCACCCAUUCUCCAUCAACAACCUCAUGUCCUCAGAGCAACAGCACCACCAUCACCACCACCACAACCACCAUCAUCACCAUAAAAUGGACUUAAAAGCUUAUGAACAGGUGAUGCACUACUCUGGUUACGGGUCCCCCAUGACUGGCAGCCUGGCAAUGAGCACAGUAACAAACAAAAGUGGCUUAGAGUCUUCACCUAUUUCCAGUGACACCUCAUACUAUCAAGGUGUGUAUUCUAGACCUAUCAUGAACUCCUCAUAGACUUUCUACCAUGGACUUGUCACCUGGGCUCUGUGUAUAUAAUAUUAAGAAGAAAAACAACAUAGUAUGUGUCUACAUUCCUAUUGAAUUGUACAGUCCCCCGAGUUUGUUUCUGUAUAGGAGCUUAGCUUGUUAAGCUAUGUUUGAUUUGGGUGCUUUUCUUUGGCAAGGAGUAUAUUUUUGUGAAAGUGACGGAUCCUAAUUUUUCUGUGUGAAAUCUGUUAAUUUUCCCUAAGGACCAAAAUUGUGUGAUAUUGGUAAUGUUAAAAAAAACAGAAACGGAAUAUAUUGAUGUAAUUGAAAAAAAAGAUGUUUUUUUUUUUUAUUUGUUUGGGGGAGAUGCUUGAAACUGGUUAAUUUAUGGUUUCUGUAUGUUUUAUUUAUGACUGCUGUAUGUAUUCUGGCCAUAACCGGCCGGUUUAACAAUCUCUAUUAAAAAAUGAAUUGGCA
Xenopus tropicalis (tropical clawed frog) is the source of this 1785-nucleotide messenger RNA. It is a transcript of the gene foxa2, whose product is annotated as forkhead box A2. Gene Ontology annotation, biological process: regulation of DNA-templated transcription; mesoderm formation. NCBI's taxonomy places the organism in Eukaryota, Metazoa, Chordata, Amphibia, Anura, Pipidae. Gene Ontology annotation, cellular component: nucleus. Gene Ontology annotation, molecular function: DNA-binding transcription factor activity; protein domain specific binding; sequence-specific DNA binding. The record is from RefSeq and is marked provisional.